UUUCUCAAAGUUGUACAGAUAAUAAUCAUAUACUACAUAUACAUAAGAAUGGACGAUGACGCACCAUUAAAGAGACGACUGAUCGCCAAGGAGACACCGAUGAAGAAGGCUUUCAAGAAGUACUUGGCAUUUGUAGCCACUUUGGAGAAUAGUGCAUCGACGCCAGAGCAGUGCCAGGCAGCACACCAAGCACUGCUAAGUGAGUUGUCGUUGUUUGAGUUCCAGGUACAGAAGGCUACAGUGUUGUGUGAUGUCAACAAGAAGGAGAUGGACUAUUAUAGCACUCUGUACUCUACACGUGGUCAAGACAUUGAGCGGGUCAAGGCUGAGCUGGUCGAACUCAAAGAGCGUCUGGCACACGAAAAGAUACAAAGACAAUACAAAGAGCAAUACUUGGCAUUGUACAAGUUGAUCAAUGACAAGCCAUCAAUACCAGAUACAGAGAGAGAGAUUGCAAAGGUUAAGAAAGAGUUGGAGGCCAUCAUGGAGCAGGGAACAAGAACGAAUGAGAAGUUAGAGAUGCGAACGAAGCAGUUUCAAUUACUGCUUCAUACUGUACAAGAACUGGAACAGAGUCUGGACACUGAUGAUAACAAACCGCUGACACCUAUACAGACAUUGUCAUCGUCGUCACAAGCACAAGCUACAUCAAUAUCGUCAUCAUCAUCAAUUGUGGAGGAUAAGAUGGAGAUC
Acytostelium subglobosum LB1 is the source of this 693-nucleotide messenger RNA. RefSeq lists its product as hypothetical. NCBI's taxonomy places the organism in Eukaryota, Evosea, Eumycetozoa, Acytosteliales, Acytosteliaceae. The annotation marks the transcript as partial. Gene Ontology annotation, cellular component: THO complex part of transcription export complex. The record is from RefSeq and is a predicted model, not a curated record. The transcript is spliced from 2 exons. Gene Ontology annotation, biological process: mRNA processing.